CCACAUGUUGAGCUGUGUGGGGUAUAAGUAGAUGGAAGAGCCCGGACUAGUGGCAGUUCAGCCAGGGAAGAGAAGCAGCUCUUUGCAUCUCUAGUGAAAGCAUUUCUCGACUCACCCAAGUUUACCCGAGGAGAAAGCACCGGGAUUUUUUUUGCAGCAGCAGCUUCCAGUGUGCAUCUCUCUGUGUUUCUCUCCAGCAAGGACUCUGCGGACGUUCAACUCCGGACAAGCAGGUAGCAGGAGACAUUCAGCCAACUCCUCUCUCCUUGUUCCUGGAUCCUGUCUCUCUCUGGGACACCCUGAGCACGUGAGACCGGCGUUUCCAGCUGGAAUUUGCCUACAACUCUGUGUGGGAUCCCCGGGGACCGAACAGCUCGCUCUGCGGUGAUAUCUGAUUUGGUUGUGUUUGUGUUGAAAAGUCCUUUGAGGGGGGUUUAGAAGUCUCUGUGUGUCUUUCAGGAAGUGCUGUGGUGGGGGUUUGUUGAGAGCCAGCUCUAGUGCCAGGGCUUUACAACACAGUUCUGUCUGUGUUUGACACUCGCACGGUCGGAGCCAUGCAGCUGGACAAUGUCACCAACGCUGGCAUCCACUCCUUCCAGGGGCACCGUGGAGUUGCCAACAAGCCCAAUGUGAUCCUGCAGAUAGGGAAGUGCAGGGCAGAAAUGUUGGAGCACGUCAGGAGGACCCACCGGCACCUCCUGACUGAGGUCUCCAAGCAGGUGGAGCGCGAGCUGAAAGGCUUGCAGAAGUCAGUGGGGAAGUUAGAGAAUAACUUAGAGGACCACGUCCCAACUGAUAACCAAAGGUGGAAGAAGUCCAUCAAGGCCUGCCUGGCCAGAUGCCAGGAAACCAUUGCCCAUCUGGAGAGGUGGGUCAAGAGAGAGAUGAAUGUUUGGAAGGAGGUCUUUUUCCGUCUGGAGAAGUGGGCGGACCGACUGGAGUCCAUGGGAGGCAAAUAUUGCCCAGGGGAGCAUGGCAAGCAGACUGUGUCCGUUGGGGUGGGAGGCCCAGAGAUAAGGCCGAGUGAGGGUGAGAUUUAUGACUAUGCCCUUGAUAUGAGCCAAAUGUAUGCACUGACCCCUCCUCCUGGGGAAGUGCCCAGCAUCCCCCAGGCCCAUGAUUCCUACCAGUGGGUCUCUGUGUCGGAGGAUGCUCCAACCUCCCCAGUGGAGACUCAGGUCUUUGAGGAUCCCCGGGAGUUCCUGAGCCACUUGGAGGAAUACUUAAAGCAGGUGGGUGGAACAGAGGAGUACUGGCUGUCUCAGAUCCAAAACCACAUGAAUGGCCCAGCCAAAAAGUGGUGGGAAUACAAGCAGGACUCUGUCAAGAACUGGGUUGAGUUCAAGAAGGAGUUCCUGCAGUACAGUGAGGGGACUCUGACUAGGGAUGCUAUCAAAAGGGAGCUGGAUUUGCCACAGAAAGAGGGAGAACCCCUGGAUCAGUUCCUUUGGCGCAAGAGGGACUUGUACCAGACUCUCUAUGUAGAUGCAGAUGAGGAGGAAAUUAUCCAGUAUGUGGUAGGCACCCUCCAGCCCAAACUGAAGCGCUUCUUGAGUUACCCCUUGCCCAAGACCUUAGAGCAGCUGAUCCAAAGAGGGAAGGAAGUCCAGGGCAACAUGGACCAUUCUGAGGAGCCCAGCCCACAGAGGACCCCUGAGAUUCAACCAGGAGACUCUGUGGAGACUGCACCUCCUUCAACCACUGCCAGUCCCGUGCCGAGCAAUGGGACUCAACCUGAGCCCCCUAGCCCACCAGCUACUGUCAUAUGAGCUAGUCCAUGGGAGGCAGCGGUCUGGGUUAUAUGAAAGGGAGAAAGGGGCUUAUUUAGGAAGCUUCUCCUUGGGGAGAGGUUCUGGCUGAGAUGAGACAUGAGGUGUGCUCAGUCCAACAGCCCAUAGCAGAGCAAUUAACUUUGCUUGUGGGGGGAGGGAGGUGAUGGGGUACCUUAGGAUGUGGUUGCCCACCUCACCUGAGCCAUGCAGUACGGUGGUGCUGGAGAUACUGCUUGCACCACUGUGGGGAACAGACAAUUUUAUGGGAUCCCUGACAAGAAACUAGAGACAAUUCCUAACUUCAGAAGCAGCUGCUUAGCACGGGCAGCUUGCAAGGACUUCAUAUGAGUGCAGCAAUUGGCUGAGGGUUUCUACCCAUAUGGAUCUUUCCUUCUCUCCUCCCUCUUCUGAAGAGGUGCCCUUGCCCUGAGGAAACAUCUUUCUUUUGACCCCUGCCCUUUUCUGGUUUAUCACUGGGCUUUUCUUUGCUUGGCAAUCUCCUGCUUUUAUUGCUCCAAAGGUUUAAAUAUGUUUUAAAGGUUUUCUUUAAAGGGAUUCCUAUGACUUCAGGAACUGAAAACUCUAAGGAACUGGAUUAUUUUUAGUGGUUUUUUUUUCAUUUCACUGCACCUAAUACCUGCUUUAAUGUUUUUCCUCUCAAGAGGCUUUUACUGGUUUAUUUCUUGCCUUAGUUUCGGCUCACUCUAAUGAAGGCCACUGCAGUGCAGAGGAAAAUCUCACCCUUUCUCUGCACAUUAUUCUGUGCAUUCAGCAGGAAACAAGAGUUUCAGAUUUAAUUCUGAGGUCAUUUAUUAAAGGGGAAGUCUCUUCCCUUUCAGAGAAGAGAGGAUGUUGAGGUGGACAGAGGAGGCACCAGAGCUAUUUUAAGAGGGUGGGGGGGAAGAGAAGGGAAAUAAAUCCUUAUACUUUGAAUUAAAAAAACAAACACAACCUAAAUCCAGAGCAAAAUACCCCUAGAGCAGCAAAUCAAAUCCAUGCUGAUGUGUGGAGACAACAGCAGCUUUUGCCAUGUAAAAGCAAAAAGAAGUGAAGAGAGGAGCUGUGUGUCCCAGCACAGUUUCAGCCUGUGCAUCACAAGGAAGAGUUUGCUCACACAGACAGAUACAAAAUGCUCUUGGAAAGCCCAACACCCUUGUCCUGGAGCACCUGAGGACAGAGCCGUGUUUGCUCACAAAGAGCUUUCUACGGCAUCUUCCUGUGGAUGAAGAUGGACUUGGACUCUGUGACAUUUUCCAUGUUGAGACAGUAUUGCUCAACAUUCCCCUUGCUUUGGCCAACACCUGAUGAUAGGACUUUGAGAUGACACUUCUGUAAGGCAUAUUCAUGAAGUCUGGCUCUUCAAAGCUUCCCGAGGCUGGACACAUCUCAAGCAGCACCUGCAUUCACCACCAGACCAAAUAAGCAACACCUCUGUCAGACAAGCAGCAAGGAUGCAGCAACAGGAAUGCCCCUGGGAUGUCCCUGGCACUACUACAGCAGUGACAUGUGGCACUGAUGGCUUGGAAGGCCUUUUGGCGUGCCUCCUUCCAAGAGGCUGAAGUGACUCACUCAGAUCCUCCUCUGAGAAGGACUCACUUCACAGUGCUCAGGGUUUGGAAAAUAAGCCAAAGAGAAAAAGCUUCGAAACCAAGGAUUCAACAUCAGAACUGCUGUCAGGAUCCCCAGCCACCGACUGCUGGAUCCACUGUCUGAAGGAAAGCCUGGCACAGAGAUCCCUGCUGCCGUUGCUGCAUUUCCUUCUCUGUGCCCAAGCGUUCUGCUUUCCCAGGGGAGAAGUGAGUGCUGCAGGACGACAGAGGGCAAAUCACUCACCAAAGAGCCUCUCAUGCAGCACAAUGCAGUUCAAGGUGCUGAGAGCCAGAAUGAAAGGGGGAAACCACUUCCGACAGGACAAAGAGAAGUCUGAGCUGAUCCAGGUACUCCAGGCAAAGAAGAAAGCCUUAAGAAUGAAAAGAGAAACCAAAAGGCAGAAGAACCAAGUCUCGGCUUUGUGGACAGCAAGGAUGCUGGUCUUGUGCUGACUGUCUGUUGAGAUGAUACCAUACCUCUGCAAUUUGGGGCCACUGGGACUCACCUAUAGACAUCUUCACUUAGAUUUUCAGCUAAAAGAAACUUUCCUGAUUAACUUUGCCAAAUGACUGACCCUACUUAGGCUACGAACCCUCCAUGCUGUUAAUGCUGUAACUCAUUUUUCCUGAGUUGAGGGUAGCUUCAUUUCAUGCGGGUAUUAGUUUCAAACCUCAAAGGGCUCUGGAGGUUCGGAGAAGCAUCCUGCAGUUCCAGAUGCUUGUCUGAACUGCUUGAGCCUGCACGACUGUCUUGCCAGAAAUGAUAGUCUUGUGGGACAGCAGGCGCUUCCUGGAUCUGCAUGGGCCAGAGUUACUGCAGGAACUGGGGUUCUUGUGCUGGCUUUGGCGUGACUGUUUCCAUCCAGACCCAGGGAGUGCAAACAGUGUGCAAAAGGAAGAACUUGGAUGAGUGGACAAGGCAGUUUUGGUUCAUAUCUCAGCUGAAGAGGUCCAGUUGGUUCCUCUCUCUUCCAGAGCCAACUGUCCUGGGUAUGCAUGUGCGCGUGUCAGUGCAGGUGUAUGUGUGUUGAGCAAUCAAAUCCACCUCACUAAAUUCUGUGGUGUUCUGUUACAUUUGAACUAAGCCAAUGGGACCUGAUGUGCAUUCCAACAAUGCUCAGCAAAAAUGUCCAGGACUAGAAAACUGGGUAAAACUAUGUAAAGGCAGACUUGACAAGCAUCCUCUCAAGGUCAAAAUGAUGUUUGAGGUGCUUAACUUCCACAACCCCUUACAAAGGACUUGGCAGCCUCAAAUAGGCAUUUUAUUUUUCAAUAGAUUUUCCUGCCUUUUUAAUGAAUUAUCCUGUCUGUGCUACUUGUUCAUUUGGUCCUGAGGUUUAUACAUUUUCAGCUGGCUUUUUGGAGUGUACAGAACUGAAUCUCCUGGACUGAUUUUAUUUCAAUUACUGCUCCUGGCAGGUCGGAGCUUUACUUGUAGCACCCUGGUUUAUAUUGCCAGCCUCUCCAGGAAGGGCUGGUAGUUUAUUUUCCUGGGGCAAAGGCACAUGAAUGAAGAAGUGUGUAUGUGUUGUGUCUGUGCAAUUUUAGUGGAUUUCAACCACUGGGGUUUUUUCCUUUCUUUUCCUUAGGCAAUUUUACAUUUGACUCUGACAAAACUACUUUAGAGGUUUUAUUUUUACUAGAGAUAUUAUUAAUUCAAGGAACCUUGUACAAAAGGCAAAUGCAUUGAAUUGCUACAGGUUAUAGGGGUUGAAGCCAAAAGGUCUUUGUAAGCCGACAUAACUCGCCCUAGAUCUGACCGUAUCAGGCAGUUUAUUCCUCAUGUGUCAUGUUGGAGUUACAAGAUCACACCAAGCCACUAGAACCUGUCAAUAGAAUAGUGCUACGCUCUAUUUGCUAUUGUAGCAAAACCUUUUGUAGAUUUAUACAAUAAAUCUUUGACAUAUCUGCUUCAA
Messenger RNA from Pezoporus occidentalis (night parrot), 5277 nucleotides. It is a transcript of the gene ARC, whose product is annotated as activity regulated cytoskeleton associated protein. Gene Ontology annotation, cellular component: actin cytoskeleton; cytoplasm; plasma membrane. Bases 555 to 1769 code for a protein of 404 amino acids. The transcript has 3 exons. Gene Ontology annotation, molecular function: mRNA binding. The record is from RefSeq and is a predicted model, not a curated record. Gene Ontology annotation, biological process: regulation of long-term synaptic potentiation; positive regulation of AMPA receptor activity; regulation of neuronal synaptic plasticity. Lineage: Eukaryota; Metazoa; Chordata; Aves; Psittaciformes; Psittacidae.